This is a messenger RNA of Prunus mume (Japanese apricot), 633 nucleotides long. The record is from RefSeq and is a predicted model, not a curated record. NCBI's taxonomy places the organism in Eukaryota, Viridiplantae, Streptophyta, Magnoliopsida, Rosales, Rosaceae.
AUGAAUGGUGAUAUUGAAGUUAGAGAGGCUUCGAAUGAGGAACAAAAACAAGGUGACGCCCCUACUGAAGGCAACAAUGUGGGAACAGAAUGUAUAUUCAAUGGUAGAGAUGCAUUACUUCAAUGGGCUCGUGAACAAGGAAAAUUGAAUAAUAUUGUCAUUGUAAUUAAAAGGUCUGACUAUGAAGGUGAGGGCAAGAGGAGACCUCGUGUAAUACUUGCUUGUGAGAGGAACGGUAACUAUAAGUCUUGCAAGUCUAGUAAGACAACUGAUAUAAGGUCAGAUGCAAAUAGUGAUAUGAAAAAUGGUGCUAGGGACACUGGUACCAAGAAAUGUGGAUGUCAAUUCUUGUUAAAAGGUGUCAAUAUUGGUGAUGAGGAUGAUUGGAAGUUGGAGGUGGUUUGUGGAGUACACAACCAUCAUAUUUCAGAGUAUCUUCAAGGUUAUUCAUUUGCGGGGCGACUUACUGAAGAAGAGAAUGCCUUGUUGGUGGACAUGUCUAAAAGUUUGGUGAAACCCAUAGAUAUUUUGGUCACCAUUAAAGAUAGAGAUGCAAUGAAUGUUUCAACUAUGAAGACAAUAUACAAUGCUAGGAUCCGAAAUAGAACCAAAGAAUUUGUUGGGAGAACCUAA